CCCCAGCCUGUCGCCAUCUUCCGCCUUGCUGAGUGUAGCCCGGAGAGUGUGGGACGUGGAGAAGUUACGAGAGAGGGAGUGAGUGGCGCUCCGCUGCUGCCGCCGCUGGUGCUGGUGAUGAUGAUGAACCCGGCGCCAGUGAUCCGCUCGGGCAGCCCCUGCUCCCCUCCAUCCCCGGGAGCAGAGCGGCUCAGCCCCCACGGGAUCCCCUUCCACAUCCAGAUCGGCCUGAGCAGGGAGCCCGUCGUCCUGGACUGCAGCCACUUCUCCCUCGCACAUGUCCGCGAAAUGGCCUGCUCCAUCGUGGACCAGAAGUUUCCUGAAUGUGGAUUUUAUGGAAUGUACGAUAAAAUCCUGCUAUUUCGACAUGAACCUAAUUCAGAAAACAUCCUACAGUUGGUGAAGGCUGCGACAGAUAUUCAAGAGGGAGAUUUGAUUGAAGUUGUCCUGUCAGCUGCUGCCACAUUUGAAGAUUUCCAGAUUCGACCACACGCCUUGUUUGUCCAUUCGUACAGAGCUCCUGCAUUCUGUGAUCACUGUGGAGAGAUGCUGUGGGGAUUAGUGCGGCAGGGACUCAAAUGUGAAGGAUGUGGUCUCAACUACCACAAAAGAUGUGCAUUCAAAAUCCCGAACAACUGCAGUGGUGUGAGGAAGAGACGCCUUUCCAAUGUUUCACUGACAGGGCUGAGCACUUCACGGUCCGUCUCUAAUGACCUGACGCCAACUGCACCAGAUGAGAUGUUGCUGCAGAAGACACCAUCUGAAUCUUUCAUUGGAAGAGAGAAACGCUCAAAUUCACAGUCGUACAUUGGUCGCCCCAUUCAAGUGGAUAAGAUUUUCCUUUCCAAAGUUAAAGUGCCUCACACAUUUGUAAUUCAUUCCUACACUCGUCCCACUGUUUGUCAGUACUGUAAGAAACUGUUAAGAGGCCUUUUUAGACAGGGCGUGCAGUGUAAAGAUUGCAAGUUUAACUGUCACAAACGUUGUGCCCCAAAAGUGCCAAAUAAUUGCCUUGGUGAAGUGACUAUUAAUGGAGAUUUGCUUAGUCCUGGUGCAGAAUCAGAUGUAGUAAUGGAAGAAGGAAAUGAUGACAAUGACGUUGAAAAGAACAGUGGAUUUAUAAAUGACAUGGAAGAGUCUAUAUCUCACGACUCUGAACUAUUAAUCCCAGAGAGUCAUGGUGACAACGGUGAUAUGCAGGACCAUGAACAGGAUGAUGCAAACCGCACAAUAAGCCCUUCUACAAGUAAUAACAUUCCUUUGAUGAGAGUGGUCCAAUCUAUUAAACACACAAAGAGGAGGAGUAGCACUGUGCUGAAGGAAGGCUGGAUGGUUCACUUCACAAACAAGGAUACCCUGCGAAAAAGACACUAUUGGAGACUAGAUAGUAAAUGCAUCACCCUAUUUCAGAAUGAUACAGGAAGCAAGUAUUACAAGGAAAUUCCACUAUCUGAAAUUUUAUCUCUGGAACCCGGAAAAAACUUUAACUUAUUACCUUGUGGAGCCAAUCCUCACUGUUUUGAAAUUACCACUGCAAGUAUGAUGUAUUUUGUUGGUGAAAACCUGACCAAUCAUUUGAGUUCACCUAAACACAGCAGUGUGUUGACAGGUGGCACUGGGAUAGAUGUUGCCCAGAUGUGGGAGUUGGCCAUCCAACAUGCCUUGAUGCCAGUCAUUCCAAAAGGUUCAUCUUCAGGAUCCGUGCACAGUCUGCAUAGAGAUGUAUCCAUCAGCAUUUCAGUGUCAAACUGCCAGAUCCAGGAGAAUGUGGAUAUCAGCACAGUGUACCAAAUAUUUCCAGAUGAAGUACUGGGAUCUGGUCAGUUUGGAAUCGUUUAUGGAGGCAAACAUCGCAAGACAGGGAGAGAUGUAGCAAUCAAAGUAAUUGAUAAGCUAAGAUUUCCAACAAAGCAAGAGAGUCAGCUUCGGAAUGAAGUUGCCAUUUUACAGAAUCUGCAUCACCCUGGCGUGGUGAAUUUGGAAUGCAUGUUUGAGACUCCCGAAAGAGUGUUUGUUGUCAUGGAAAAGCUCCAUGGAGACAUGCUAGAAGUGAUCCUGUCAAGCGAGAAAGGACGUCUGCCAGAACGUAUAACAAAGUUUCUUAUUACGCAGAUACUUGUUGCUUUGCGACAUCUUCAUUUUAAGAAUAUAGUUCACUGUGAUCUGAAACCUGAGAAUGUGCUGCUUGCAUCAGCCGAUCCCUUACCACAGGUCAAACUUUGUGACUUUGGAUUUGCACGUAUAAUUGGAGAGAAAUCUUUCAGACGUUCUGUGGUGGGAACACCAGCAUACUUGGCUCCAGAAGUACUUCGAAACAAAGGUUAUAAUCGAUCGUUAGAUAUGUGGUCUGUAGGAGUCAUCGUCUAUGUCAGUCUCAGUGGCACCUUUCCCUUUAAUGAGGAUGAAGACAUUCAUGAUCAAAUCCAGAAUGCUGCUUUCAUGUAUCCGCCUAAUCCAUGGAAGGAGAUUUCCCUUGAAGCUAUUGAUGUCAUCAAUAAUCUACUGCAAGUGAAAAUGAGGAAACGUUUUAGUGUGGACAAGUCUCUCAGUCACCCCUGGUUGCAGGACUACCAAACAUGGUUGGAUCUACGAGAGCUUGAGUGCAAAUUUGGAGAACGCUAUAUCACACAUGAGAGUGAUGAUUCCCGUUGGCAACAGUUUGCUGGAGAGCAUGGUUUGGAAUAUCCAAUGCACCUAGUCAAUCAUAAAACUGAUUGUACUGAGAACACUGAGGUAGAGGAGGCAGAAAUGAAGGCUCUAAGUGAACGUGUCAGCAUUCUUUGAAACAAAAUCGGAAUCAAGUGUUGUAGCAAGUGUAUCAGCAAGUGAAAAGAACUUAUGUCAGGUAACUGCAACUUCUACUCCAACCACAACGAGGAGGGAAUGCUUGCUAAUUUCUACUGGUGAAUGUAAACUUGCAAUGCAGCUGCUGUUCUAAUAGCUUCAUCCCCAGUUCAAUAAUGAAAUCGUAUUGUACUGAGACUUUCAACUUUGACAAGUUCACUUAUUGCAUUCAAGCAACAUUGUGUGUAUAUUUUUGUGUGUGGGCGACUAUGUUCUUGUACACCCUGUGCUAAUGGCAAGCACUAAAUCAAAAACCUUUAAGUGAAUAGAUUGUAUUUUUCUCAUUCCAUAAACAGUUUCCAGUGUGCCUUUCCAUUUACUGAUAAUGCAGCCUGAGUUGGGGGUAAGAACUAACUUGUAAAUUUUGCUUUAUAAAAUGUUUUUAACCUCUUUAAGUAUUUAGCUACAUAACAACUCUUGGAAGAGUGUAACAUUAUAGCUGUUCUGUGAACAAUUUUCAGCUUGUUAAGAACAAAGGAUUUUUAAAACAUACGUGCAACCAUUGGGAUAAUUAUGUUCAAAAUGUAUAGCUUAUCAGCAACAAACUGUAAUGAGGGAACAAUACUCAAGAUGUACAACAAUUGAAGACUUCUUUAAAUAUACAAAUGUGAGCUGCUCUUGUAAGCCUCAAUGCCUUAGUAACAGUGUCUCUAAAGGAUUGGUUAGGUCAAAUUCUGCUACUUUCUUUAUGUUGUAGCAUUUUAACUAAAAAUUGCUUGAUACCACAUGGUUUCUUGUUUAGAAGAUUUGAAUUAAUGGAAAUGUUGUCAGCCUGUGUCUAACAAAGAAAUUUUGUGUCCAAGUGGCUUUCAAUAUUUAUUGCCACAAGUUCAAAAUUAAAGAUGGAAUGAAACUUUUG
Molecule: messenger RNA, 3703 nt
Organism: Chiloscyllium plagiosum (whitespotted bambooshark)
Lineage: Eukaryota; Metazoa; Chordata; Chondrichthyes; Orectolobiformes; Hemiscylliidae
Gene: prkd1
Product: protein kinase D1
Biological process (GO): intracellular signal transduction; phospholipase C-activating G protein-coupled receptor signaling pathway; protein phosphorylation
Cellular component (GO): cytosol
Molecular function (GO): ATP binding; protein serine/threonine kinase activity
Source: RefSeq, a predicted model, not a curated record